UGAGAUAUUUACACAGAGCCAUGAGACGCAGAGGAAUUGGCGCGAUUGACAAGGGAAAACUUGCUAAGGCCAAGUUUGCAGAGAAAGGAACAGAGAUUGCUGAGCUUCAGUUCUCUCAGAUGCAGUCGCAGUUGGAUACGUUUCGCUCAAACUUGGAAGACUUCGCGGCCAAGCACAAGAACGAGAUAAAAAAGAACGCAGAAUUCAGACAGCAUUUCCAACAGAUGUGUGCACGGAUAGGAGUCGACCCCCUAGCUUCAAGCAAAGGAUUUUGGGCAGAAAUGCUUGGUGUGGGAGAUUUCUAUUAUGAGCUAGGAGUACAAAUCAUUGAAGUUUGUUUGGCAACGAGAUCAAGGAACGGAGGUCUUAUAAGUCUUGAAGAGCUAAAGCUUCGAUUGUUGAAAUCAAGAGGCAAACAUGGCCAGGAUAUUAGCAAUGAUGAUAUCAUACGAGCAAUAAAGAAGUUACGGGUACUUGGCAGUGGGUUUGCUGUCAUUCCUAUCGGCGAUCGGCGACUCAUACAAUCCGUACCCGGUGAACUGAGUAUGGAUCACACGGCAGUAUUACAACAUGCCGAGAAUGGUGGUUAUGUCUCGCUGUCUGAUCUCGUCCGAGAAAUGAAAUGGGAAACGACGCGAGCUUCUCGUGCAUUGGAACACCUCGUACAAGAAGGAAUGGCAUGGGUCGACGAUCAAACCCACGAACGACAGUACUGGUUUCCAAGUCUUGUUCCUGAUUUAUAGAUAUCAAUAAACAGCAAUUUGUUGUAUCAAAUAUAUCUGACCAGAAGUGAUGU
Corticium candelabrum is the source of this 796-nucleotide messenger RNA. RefSeq names its product vacuolar-sorting protein SNF8-like. Gene Ontology annotation, biological process: protein transport to vacuole involved in ubiquitin-dependent protein catabolic process via the multivesicular body sorting pathway. Gene Ontology annotation, cellular component: ESCRT II complex. NCBI's taxonomy places the organism in Eukaryota, Metazoa, Porifera, Homoscleromorpha, Homosclerophorida, Plakinidae. The record is from RefSeq and is a predicted model, not a curated record. The transcript has 8 exons. Bases 21 to 743 code for a protein of 240 amino acids.